This is a messenger RNA of Cinara cedri, 7532 nucleotides long. The record is from the annotation of a GenBank genome assembly. NCBI's taxonomy places the organism in Eukaryota, Metazoa, Arthropoda, Insecta, Hemiptera, Aphididae.
AUAUUGUCUAACAUGAAUAUUAUUAUUUUAUUUUAUCAUUGCAAAAUUUUAUUUUAAUAUUUGUACCUACUAUAUUGUUUAAGUUUGUAUGUAAAAUAAUUAGUUAAUUAUCUUAUCUUUAGUACCUACCUUCCUAUAGUUUCUUACAUAAAUUAAUGUAGGUACCUACCUAAAUUUGAUUGAUUUUAUAUUAUAAUUUCUACAGUUCUUAUAUCAAUGCCAAUCUUUUUUUGAAUUAUUUAUUAACAUAAUAUCACAUUUAACUAUAGCUAUCUCUUCACUCUUGAACUAAUAAAUAUAAAUAAGAAAAUUAAUAUUAGGUGACAUACAAAUAUGGAAAGAUGGUUAGUACAAUCUAUAAUGAUAUCUGUGUUUGGAUUUCUCAAAGAUUUUCGGCCAGAAGAUCCUUAUACGAUUCAAUACUUGACCAACACACCAAUGAAUUUUACAAAUGAAGAAGUAAGUUUUAUUUUUUUUUUUGUCAAUGCAAUUUAAAUAAUUUUUUUUUUUUUAACUAUAAUGUUUACCAAACAGUAAGUAUAUUAUUGUAAAUAACAUUGAGAAUAUUUGAUUAUCUAAGGCGUAUUCUUAAAUUUUGAUCACUAAAAACUUUAAUUAUAAUUAUGGAAUAGGUAGGUACUUAAUUUAUGUAGCUAACUCAAUUACAUUAUAUUUAUACUUAGAAUUAAUGGUUUUUAAAAGAUUAUUUUAGUUUGUGAUUUGUUUUAUUAUUUAGGUCACAAUUUUGGACUUAUAAAAUAAUAUUUCUAAUAUAGUUUAUAUUUAUAGUUAUAGUUGUACUACAAAUUACAUUUUAAUUUAAUCAGAAUAUAAAAAAUAAUAAGUUAUGAUUAAUAACUAAUUUAUUGAUUUUUUAGAUUCGAAGCGUAGUGAGUGAACUAUAGGUUUUACUAUGAUGUAUGUGUAUUUUUUUUUCUGUCUGUGAACAACUUUUCUACCAGAAAAUAUGCUCCACUAUGUACAUAGUGUUGCAAUAUUUCUGAAUGGUAAGUUUCUUUAAUUGGUGCAUUGCGGAGGUCAUUUAUCGAUUUUCCAAUCGGGAAAAACCCGAAAGAAAAGUAUAAGUAAAACGGCAAAUAUUCACGGCGCGCCACAGUGUUACCGUUUUUAUUGUUUUUGUUAUGUUAACACAAUAUUUUCUACCAGAAAUAUUGCUCCAAUCUAAAAAUUACAAUUUAUCGAUUUUGUUCCUUAUAAUAUUUUGCCACUUACAGAGAAAAUUAUUUUACGAUAUCCAAAGGAGUUUUCCUAAUGAUUAGGAAAAACCAAAAUAGACGAAAUAUAUGAUUUUUUUUUUGCAAAUUUCUGCACAACGAUUUCAUUAUUUUAAAUUUGUACGGCUCAUGUUUUCUACUAUAAAUAUUGUUCCAAUAAAAAAAAAACAUCAAGAGAUCUUUUUUGUUGAAAUUUUAAUCUAAUUGGUGACCAAGAAAGUUGUUUUUUUUUUAUUUUUGUAGUCUUUUUAAUAAUUGAACUUAAUCGAAAAGUACGUUGAAAGAACAGGAGAAUUUACGUAAUUAAUGAUUUAUUAUUUUAAAUUGUGUUUUUUUAAUGUAGGAUAUUCAGUUAAAAAUAUUCGUAGAAAUUUAAAAUUUUGUAAGAAAGUUUAUAUUUAUCUUUUUUAGACGUGGUAAAAUUUUCAAAAAAUUUGAUCCAUUUUUGAGUUAAUUAUAGACAUUUUAAUUUACGAGUUUUUACGUAAUCUCUGCGGAAAAAAUUGUUAAACUAAACAGAAAUGCUUAAAAAUUUAACAGGAGGUUCCUUAAAUGUCGUACUUAGAGUUUUAAAAAACAAUUUUAACGUCAAUCGUAAAUAUUACCACUUUUCAAAAUAUGUGUUACCGAACUAAGCUCUGAAUCGUUUUUCGUUUUCAAUGGUUUUCUAAGUACUAUUUUGAUAGUUAUGUUAGGUAUUAUAAUUUUUUUUUUUCUGUUUGUUAUAUAGAUUAUUCAAGAAAUAUUUCCAGUGUCAACAUAUACAUGUGUUAGUGUUACAGUUAUUAUAUUUUUGGUUACUGAUUACUUACGUUAUAAACCCAUUUUGAUAUUGGGUGCCAUUUCAAGUGUUAUCAGCCAAACAUUUUUGAUUUUUGCUAGAACUAAGAUUAAUAUGCAGGUAUGAAGACAAAUAUGUCUUUGAAAUUAUUAAUAUGGAUAUGUAUUAUAUUAAAGUUACUACUUACUAACAUAUAAUAUUUAAUUAUUAAUUCAAUUUAUUAUUAUUAUUAAUUAUUUAUUAUUAUUAUUAAUUAUUAAUUAAUAAUAAUAAUUUGACAAAUAUGAUUAUACAUUUAAGUCUUGACAGUAAAAUUAAAUCAGCUUUAACAAAUUUAUCUAUUUAUAUAAUACAAUCAAAUAUUUCUAGUUUUAAAUUAUAUAUUUCUGAUGAUAAAUUUAUUUGGCAUAGAUAAUGGAUUUCUUUUACGGUAUUAUGAUAGCUUGUGAUGUACCAUAUUAUACAUAUAUUUACACUGCAGUAGAUAAAAAACAUUAUAAAAUAGUUUCCAGUCAUAUGAAGAUGGCCUGUCUUUUAGGUCGUCUCUCUUCGGCUGUGCUUGCCCAAGUACUAAUUGAUAAUCACAUAUUAAAAGUGCAACAUUUGAAUUACUUGACACUAACUGGUGAUACAUUUUGUUUCUUUAUUAUUUAUUGUGAACUAUUUUAAUGAAGUAAUUAACUUGUUGCUAAUUGAUUUAAUUCAACAUGUUUAUUUUACUAUAGGUGCAAUUGCAUCAUUAUUAUGGGCUAUUGGAUUACCUACCGUUAAAAAUAGUUUAUAUUUUCAUCAAAGCGCCGAGAAAAAAGAAAGUACAGGUAAAAUAAAUCUAAGCAUAUAUGAUUCUGAGUAGAGCGAAGAAGCUUAUGAUAUUAUAAAGAUUUUAUUUUUUCUGUGGACGACUUUUCUACCAGAAAUCUUACUCCGAUUUUUAGUGUAACAUCUUUUCUGAAAGUAAAUCGAACUGGGGGGGGGGGUAUUUAAAGGAGGCAAGUCUAUUAUUUUCACAUAAGUUUUUUCAAUAUAUUCGUAAAAACCUUAGCAAAUGUGAAAAACCGAGAAAAACGUAGGAAUAAACCGGGAAAAUAGGGGUUUGAGAUUUGAAGGAGGAGGACUGAAGGUCCAUUAUGAGCACUCUUUUACGAUUUCUAUAGUAAGAAAUAACCAUUAAAAAAAAAUUGGGGAAGAGCUUAGCUUCUUAAAUUUUGGGAAUUAUAAAAAUUUAUAUUUUAGAGUUGUUUAGUCUCUCUAGACCCCUCUAUUUGUGCAUAUUCCCUUUCUAUUUCCAAAAACUCUCUGGUAGAGCCCACACCGUAGGUGCCUACAAAUCCUAAAUCCGGUCCUGCAAAAACUAUAUUGAGUUAAUAGUAUAAACAAAAUAGAUGAAUUUAUUUUGCACGAUUUGUGGACCACUGUUAUAGAUGAGAAGUUCUGCAGUUGGGAAGGUAGGAUAUAGAAGGCAAGGAUGUAGUUUUACAAACAAUCGGAUUUGAACUUGCGAUUUUUGGGAUGACAACUCUCGAGUUUUGUCCAUUAUUCAAAAUCCAUACUUAAAAUCAAAAAACGAUUUUCAUAAAUACUAACUAGAUAAAAUUUUCUUUCAAGUAUUUAAAGUAGGUACCUUUAUACUUAUAAAUUUAUGAAAGUUUGAAUAAAUAUUAUUAAACCGUUUAUAAUUUACAUACCUCGACAUGGUUUGUAUAAAUAAAUAAUAUAGGUAUAUAAUACUUGCCUAAUAUAUUGUCUAUUAAUUAUCAUAUCUAUAUAGACAUCUAGUUAACAUAAUCAACAAUAUAAUAGUACAAUUUAACAUAAAAACUGUAGAUAUGUAUUUAUAAAUUAAUUUUUUGCAUUUGUAUAAACUUUGAAUGUAUUCAUAGAUGUCGAUACAUCUAAAUCUAAAACUGUGCGUCAAAUACUGUGGUCGGAUUUCAUCACUGCUUUCACAAACCGCAAUGUUAUUCAGUGGUCUAUCUGGUGGACUUUAGGCACAUGCUUUUAUUAUCAGGUUUGGAUUAAUUUUGUAAUAAUCAAAUUUAGUAGCUAAUUAGAAAAAAGCUGUAUUUUUAUUAGGGAUAUUAUUUGCAUGCAAUAAUUUUUUUUUUUAAAAUAUCAAUUUCCAAUAUUAUAAAAAGUAUUAAGAUCUGUAAAUGUGUUAUGUUUUAUCGUGCAUUUUUUUUACAAAUUUGAAAAAUAAAUUUUAAAAUUUGUUAAUCAUAAGAAUAAAAAUUGUACGUAUGUAUGCAACUAAAAUUUAAUAGAUAAGUAUAUGUAAUUGAAUUAUUUUCUAUACUUAAUUCUUUUUAUAUAAAUACAAUGCAUGUAUGGUUCAAAGUAAAUAAUUAUUAAAAAAAUCAUAUAAAUAAUGCCUUUUUAAUAUAGCAAAUUAAAAUAUUUAUUCAGUAAAAAAUAUCUUAGUUAACUAUACUUAAACCAAAAUAUGAAAUAGUGCCUCAAAAAUAUGUCGUAUUAUUAAUCGAAAAUUGAAUAUUAUAAUACUUGUGUGGUCAUUUUCGAAACCUAAUAGUUUUAUAAAAAAAAACGCUACUAACGUGAUGAGAAAUAAAAUAAAAAUAUAAAAUGUCAGUGAAGCUCAUUAAAAUAAUUUUAAAUCUAUAAUAUAUUUUGAGGUGAAUUUCUUGGCCUUCAUUUAAAUAUCUCCAAAUGUUCAGUCAUGAUUUUUUCCAAUUUAACUACCAUAUAAAUAACUUGCCAAUAGCAUCUUUAGAGCCUCUGUGAUCUUGGUUUCACUUUACGCCUACUCUCUGUCCUCUCAAGCAUAUUGAAAUCGUCUUCUACAAAGCCUUCAAACUCUUGAGGUUCAUUAAACGAACCUCUUAACAGUUCCAUUUUCUCUCUUCACUCAAAACCCUUAUCUGCUCCCUUGUUCACCCUAUCCUACAUAUGGCUCCGCCCUCAGGGGCCUUUCUGCGUGUUGUGGAAAAUCCGCUAUCGAGUGUGUUCAACGCAAAUUUCUCCAUUUAGUCGCCUUUUGUUUCAAUAUCCCCCACCAACCUCAUGAUUACUCCUACAUUCUCUAAGAUUUACAACCAACUAGCCUUGCUAAUUGUAAGACACUUAUCUAACAUUCUUAAUCUCAUCUCAAAAAUUUUCGUCCUUUCUCUUAUCUCAACUCACUUUUAAAAUUCCUCUUCGUCUUACUCGUUCUUCUCUGCCUUUCAUAGUUCCACUCUCUUUUUUUAAUUACUCUCUCAACUCACCCAUUUCUUGCCUUAUACGCGCUGCCAACUAGGACCCCUCAUUUAACCUAUAACCUGUCUACUUGUAUUGUUUUGGGCUUGUUCUGUACAUUGAAUAAAUAAAUAAAUGAAAUUGUUUAUUAAUUACUUGUUAUAUACUUAUCAAAGCUGUGUUAGGCUAUUUGGAGACCAGUGAUAUACAUUUUUAAACACCUCCUCUGAAGACCAUACCUGGGGGUAAUUCUUUACAUAUUUUUGUUUUGUUUUGUUUUUUUUUACAAUUUUAUUAAAUUUAAAUUAAAAUUUCACAAUAUUACCUUCAUCAACCAUACUAUGCAUUACUAUGUUGUACUUCUAAUUAUCAAAUAAUAUUCAUCAUUAAUCUAAAUAAAGUUUUUGAAAAUAAAACAACUAAAAAGGUAUAUAAUAAUAUAGUGAUAUUGUUAAUUUUAUUUCGAGUUCUAUAUUAAGCCAGAUGCCCCAUAGUUUUAAAGCUUUGGCACCCCGGAACAAAUGUCCCAUUGCCCCUCUUAACACGGCCCUGAUAUAAUAAUUAUCAUAAAUAUUGUGUAAAAUUGCUAACUAUUGUUAAUUUAGUUCAUGUCGUAUUGCCAAUCGUUAUAUCAACAAAUAUACAAUGAUGGUACUGAUUUGCAAAUAACAAAUAAUGGAAUGGUUGAAGCAAUCUAUACGAUAAUCAGUGUGUAUAAUAAAUAUAAAUUGCAUAUAUAGUCAUAUAUAUAUACUUAAUAACAUUAACAUUAAUAUUGAUUAGUUUUAAAAACUGUUUAUUUAGUUUGGCAAAUUUAGCUUUAUUGAGAUUUACUAAAAUGUGUACUACAAACUAAUUUAGUAAAAUAGAAUUAACUUACACAACAGUUCUGAACACUCUUUUCUUAUUUGAUUUAUUUUUAACAUGUUUGGAACAAUGUAAUUAUAUUAUAUUUUUUGUAUUUUUCAAAGGUACACUGGGAGUUUAUUUGAUUGGCAUUAUAACAGUACCUAGUUGGUGGUUGGUAGGUAUUUUAACUUUAUGCCAAGGUGUGAUAUUGAUGGUUAUGGCUCAAGAACAUUUACUGUCGCAUGCAUACUUGGGAUACAUACUUUUUGGAACGUUUUAUCAUAUUAUGACUACUAUAGCUAAGUAAAUAUUAUGAUUUUAUAAAAUAAAAAAAAACAAGUGAAAAUUAUUGUCUUGACUUUUAGAAUUAAAUAUACCAUUUACUAAUUUAAAGAAAAUAAAAUACCUAUAAGUAUUAGUGGUAAUACUAUUAUGUUUUGUAGAUAUUCUGAUUUUGUAUUUAUCACAAGGUUUAGGAAAGCUAGCUGGCUUGUGGGAAAUAAGCCCUAAUAACGUUAAUCAUAAAUCGUUCAAAAUAAAUACUUCGUGUAUACAAAUUUGUUUAUCAAAAUUUAACUUUGCAUUUUUAAAAAAAAUAGAAAUAAAAUGUUCACUGGAAAUACAUUUUUUAAUUGAUUUGUAUUAUAUUCCUAAUAUCCAUAGGUACUUUUGAAUCAAAUUUUAUUAAAAUAUGUGCCUACCUAUCUAUUCUAAACUUGUUUAAUGUUAAAUGUUUUUAAGUACUUAUGAAAAAUAAUACAUUUUUAUUUAUUUAUUUUUAUAAACAUAUAGAUAUGUAUCUAUUUGUUAUCUAAACAUAUUAUUCACGGUUGUUUUAGUUGUGAAGUAGCCAAAAAUAUUCCAGCAGACUGCUAUGCGCUAGUAUUUGGAAUUAAUACGUUCACUUCCCAUUUAAUGCAAACAUGUGUGACAAUCAUUGUUAACAGUCCAAUAGGAUUGAUGUUAAACAUCAGAACCCAAGUAAAUAUAUUAUUAUACGUUUAUAGUUAAUUGCUAAAAAAAAAAAAAUCCAGCCACAAGUAUCAUACAAAUCUUGAAUAUUAAUCAUUUUAUAUGGUUUUAAAAUUGUAUAAGUACUUAUUACCUAAGUAAAGAUAUACAUUUUUGGUAUAGACUUACUAUAGUUGAAUUUUUAAAGUUUAAAAAGAUUUUAAAUUUUAAUCAAUGUAUUUCAUCAUUUUAUUUUUUAGUUUUAUGUAUAUGGCCUAAGUUAUUUAGUAAUUGGAGCUAUAUACAUUAUUAAAGCAUUGUGGUCAACAAUCUCAAGAACAAGGAUACAAGACAUUUCUACAUCAACUUAAUACCGAUUAUAAUCUAACCUAACCUAUUUAGUAUGAAAAUGUACAUUUAUUUUUACUGAAUUUCAAUAAAAAUAACAGAAACCGUUAUUGUGUAAAUAUUUCUGUUAUUUUCGAUGUUUUUCUCCAUUAUUAAGAAAAAUACUUACAAAGGAA